Messenger RNA from Gasterosteus aculeatus aculeatus (three-spined stickleback), 1963 nucleotides. It is a transcript of the gene rrad, whose product is annotated as Ras-related associated with diabetes. The record is from RefSeq and is a predicted model, not a curated record. Lineage: Eukaryota; Metazoa; Chordata; Actinopteri; Perciformes; Gasterosteidae. Gene Ontology annotation, cellular component: plasma membrane. Gene Ontology annotation, molecular function: calcium channel regulator activity; GTPase activity; GTP binding. Gene Ontology annotation, biological process: negative regulation of high voltage-gated calcium channel activity.
UUUUCCUCUUCGAGGAUUCAUCCCUGUCGCCCACACAGAGGUAGACUCUCCAUUUGGUGAAGCGGAAGGGAGAUUCCUCUGCUGUACCAAUCAUACACCCCCUCCUCAGUAUGAUGGUGCCGUUACGCACUACUAUAAUAAACGGAGACGUGACUUUCUGGGGCGAAUCCCUGCUGACGUCACUCCCAGACCCAUAUAAAUAUCCCCAGCAGCGCCUCUGAUCUGAUCAAACGAAACCGCUUUUUCGAACUACAACUCCUCAAACCCAAGGAUUAUUGGAUUCCCUUGUUUGGCUCGAAUUUGCAAUCCUCCGUCAAUGACUUUGAACAAGGGCGACAAACUGCGGAUCAUGGACCGGAGAAGAGGAAGCAUGCCGUUCCCCAUGACUCUGCCCAACCUGCACCGGAGAAGCAUGCCUGUGGACGACCGGGACCUGCGCGCCACGACGCCAGAGACCGGGCAGACCGAAGACCUGUCCAACCUCCUGCGCUGCACGUCCUACUCCCCGAACGAGCAGCACCGAGGCAGCUACGCGUCGGACUCCUCCGACUCCGUCAUCUCCACCAGCAGCGAGCCGGAGCCCCCGGUGCACAAGGUGGUUCUCCUCGGGGAGCACGGCGUCGGCAAGUCCAGCCUGGCGCGCGUCUUCGGAGGGGCGGAGGACGCCUGUCACGACUGGGACGAAGCAGGUAACACUUAUGACAGAUCUAUUGUGGUGGAUGAAGAAGAGUCAUCCAUUGUGUUGUAUGACAUCUGGGAACAGGACAACAGCCAGUGGCUGCAGGACCAGUGCAUGAGGAUGGGUGACGCCUACAUCAUCGUGUAUUCAGUGACAGACAAAUCAAGCUUUGAGAAGGCCUCAGAACUGCGUAUUCAGCUGCGCCGGGCCAGGCAGUCCGAGAACAUUCCCAUAAUCCUCGUGGGCAACAAGAGUGACCUGGUGCGGUCCAGAGAGGUGUCUGCAGAUGAGGGAAGCGCCUGCGCGGUGGUAUUCGACUGCAAGUUCAUCGAGACGUCUGCGUCCCUUCACCACAAUGUCCAUGAACUGUUCGAGGGCAUCGUCAGGCAGAUCCGCUUGAGGAAAGACAGCAAGGAGGAGAACGCCCGACGCAUGGCCAACUGCAGGCGCAGAGAGAGCAUCGGCAAGAAGGCCAAGCGCUUUCUGGGCCGCAUGGUUGCACGCAAGAACAAGAAGAUGGCUUUUAGGCAGAAGUCAAAGUCCUGCCAUGACCUAACAGUUCUCUGAGGAGCAGACGGGACAAACGGACAUUUUUUCUUUAACCUUUGAAGACCGGCUGCUGUGUGUGUUUUAACACUAACCCCUAAAAGGACAAAAAAGAGCUGUACAGGAAUAUAUUUUUAUUUUCUAGGCACCAACCAAAUGCAAAGAGCAGACAGAGUUAUUAACAAUGACACUAUUCAAGUCAUAUCAUGACAAUGGUGAUAACCUGCAUGAAGCUUUAUAAACGGUUAUUUUCAUUUUUUUUAUAAUUUCUGUUUGCAUUAAACAUGUUGCUGUCAUAAUAUGGCGUAUGUAUGAAUAAUCCACAAAGGCUUGUUAUUUGUAAAGAGUUGCACAGAUUGCCUUGCUGUUGGGUUAUUGUUGUACUCCUUUAUUGGAGGAGAGUGAUGUAAAUACUAGAACAUAAAUAACGUGCAAUGCAACCUGCGAAUACAUCUCAUUAUCCUAUUAAGACGUGUUAAAAAGAAUCCCAAUACUUGGUCAUCUGGAGUCAUAUUUACUUGAAACGCGGUACGCAGGUUCGUGCCCCGGCCAAGUUAUUGCGGACUAAAGACGCGAGAGAACUGUUUUUCUAUGUUGUUCUAUAACAUUGAAUUCAGAAUGUGAAUGUAUGAGUAAAGCAAUAAGUUAUAUAAGUCUUGUGAACCUCAACAUUGUUUAGAAAUUCUUUGUUUACGUUGAUUUCCUUUUUCAAUGAAAUAAAAACAAAUCCUAAAAAUU